GCAGCCGAGGGGAAGAUGGCGGAGGAGGAGAAGCUGCCCGCGGGAUGGGAGAAGCGCAUGAGCCGCAGCUCCGGCCGUGUCUAUUACUUCAACCACAUCACCAACGCCAGCCAAUGGGAGAGGCCGAGCGGCGGAGCCGGGCGCAACGGCCCCGGGGAGCCCAGCAAAGUGCGUUGCUCCCACCUGCUGGUGAAGCACAACCAAUCACGGCGCCCGUCCUCCUGGAGGCAGGAGAAGAUCACGAGGACCAAAGACGAAGCCCUGGAGCUCAUCAACGGCUACAUCCAGAAGAUCAAAUCAGGAGAAGAGGACUUUGAAUCUCUCGCUUCGCAGUUCAGUGACUGCAGCUCAGCGAAGGCUGGGGGAGAUCUGGGCGCCUUUGGACGUGGUCAGAUGCAGAAACCCUUCGAAGACGCUUCGUUUGCGCUGAGGGCGGGCGAGAUGAGCGGGCCGGUGUUCACAGAGUCAGGGAUCCACAUCAUCCUGCGCACGGAGUGAAGGGCUGCAGUGCAAGGGCCGGGGGGAGGAAGAAGGAAGGAGAGAAGGAAGGAAGGGAGGAAGAAGGAAGGAAGGAAGAAAGGAAGGAAGGAAGGAUGCGACCCACUCCGACCCCACGCUCUCCUAUAGGGACUUCACCUCCAGUUGAAAAGAAAAGAAUGAAAAAAAAAAUAAGAAAAAGCAGAAAAGAAGCUCAUUUCAUAUGUCAGUACCUUUCACGGCACCUGACGGUGGGGUGCUGGUUUGGGUGAACGAAGAAUGGGACGGCAGAAACUUCCGGAACGUUGGAAAAAAACGACGCCGCUUCUUCCGCCUCUCCCAUCCCGUCGUCGCAGCUCCUGAAGCCGAGGAGGGGUCCGUGCUGGAGGACCCCCCCUGCCCCCCUUCCAUCCCCUCCCACCCCCCACCGCUGGUACAGAUGCAGAGUAUUUAUUGCAGCGCUGACGGCGGCGAAGCUGAGCUGUGAACUGCGGUGCUACGACAGAGCAAACCCCCCCCCGACCCCCCCCAACCCCCCCACCCCUCUGCAUGUUUGUUCAGACGCAUUUGGACCGGAAUAAAGCG
Gallus gallus (chicken) is the source of this 1062-nucleotide messenger RNA. It is a transcript of the gene PIN1, whose product is annotated as peptidylprolyl cis/trans isomerase, NIMA-interacting 1. The transcript has 4 exons. Gene Ontology annotation, molecular function: peptidyl-prolyl cis-trans isomerase activity; protein binding. Bases 16 to 498 code for a protein of 160 amino acids. NCBI's taxonomy places the organism in Eukaryota, Metazoa, Chordata, Aves, Galliformes, Phasianidae. Gene Ontology annotation, cellular component: nucleus; cytosol. The record is from RefSeq and is a predicted model, not a curated record.